This is a messenger RNA of Clarias gariepinus (North African catfish), 1269 nucleotides long. Its product is annotated as transcription factor HES-5-like. The coding region runs from base 1 to 663 and encodes 220 amino acids. The record is from RefSeq and is a predicted model, not a curated record. Gene Ontology annotation, cellular component: nucleus. Gene Ontology annotation, biological process: regulation of neurogenesis; regulation of transcription by RNA polymerase II; anterior/posterior pattern specification. Lineage: Eukaryota; Metazoa; Chordata; Actinopteri; Siluriformes; Clariidae. The transcript is spliced from 3 exons. Gene Ontology annotation, molecular function: protein dimerization activity; RNA polymerase II cis-regulatory region sequence-specific DNA binding; DNA-binding transcription factor activity, RNA polymerase II-specific.
AUGAUCAGAAUCCCAUUCGAGCUCGCCUAUUGGCUGCAGACUGUGAGAAACUCCAGCAAACCCAGGACUCACACAUUCAUAUGCAGAUUAGAGAGUAUAAAUAGAGGAGGGAGCGAGAGAGAGCUCAGAACAACUCAGAUCUUCUUCACACCAAGAGCUAACAGGGGAAACACAGCCAUGGCUCCUACAAUCACUGCAUCAACUAUCAACUCCAACCACCUUCUUCCACUUACUAAUAAGCUGAGAAAGCCGAUAGUGGAGAAGAUGCGUAGAGAACGCAUCAACAGCAGCAUCGAGAAGCUCAAGUCUCUGCUGGGUGGAGAAUUCCUAAAGCAACAGCCUGAUUCCAGACAGGAGAAAGCCGAUAUCCUGGAGAUGACAGUUUAUUUCCUGAGACAGCAGCAGGAACAGUCCCGUAAGAAGUCGAGCUGCUCCAUCGAGGCUGGUGAAGGUUACAGCAGGUGUGUGCAGGAGGCCAUCAACUUCCUGUCUCAGUGUCAAGUCCACGCUCAGUCCCAGAGAAGACUGCUCAGCCACUUCCUCACCAUGCAGCCUUCCAUGGAGAAGAGCAGAAGUGUUGUUCCUCAGCUCAGCUCUCCAGCCUGCCAGAUCAGCAGUAAAGAGGAGACUCCAAGCUGCGGUGGUCUCUGGAGACCCUGGUAGAGACAUGUGGACACUUUUACCCUCAGGAAACCAACUUACUAAUGCCAUAUUGGCAUUAGCUACAGUUUCCUAAAUGUCAUAGAAUAUUGUUGUCCAACUUUUUCUGGGCAAAAUAUGACAAGUUGCUUUUCUUUUGUAAAGGAACAUGGAUGGAUUUUCAUUAUGCUGCCACAUUCUAACUAUGCAAGAAGAACUGAUGCAUUUUAUUUUCACAGAUGAGUUUGAAUGUAAAAGAUAAGCUCAUAUUGAGCAUAAACUUUAACUGCAUUUGCAAUGCUUUCAUUCACUGAAAGCUUAUUUUUACUUAUACCAAACAUAUUAUCUAGAAUCUAAAUAUAUAUAAUUGUAAAAUGUCUGUGACAUUUCCUGCAAUGAAUACCUCCUAUGGAGUGAAAUGUAGAUGAACACUUUCUUUGAGUUCGAUGUUGUUUAUAGACCAAUGCAACUUUUUUUUUGAUUGUGCAGAAAAUGCUGUGGUAUUUGUACUUUUAAAAUUCUCCAGACAGGAAAUUAUGUAAGUUUUCCUUCAGUGAAGGUGAUCAAUGUUAUGCCUCAGAAUGUGAAAUUAAAAUUAAUCAAAAUGUCAUAAUCAAUAUGAUCUCAAUG